This is a messenger RNA of Orycteropus afer afer, 3582 nucleotides long. The record is from RefSeq and is a predicted model, not a curated record. NCBI's taxonomy places the organism in Eukaryota, Metazoa, Chordata, Mammalia, Tubulidentata, Orycteropodidae.
AGCCCCCAGCGGCGCUGACAUCCCCCAACCCUUCCUCUCUGCCUGCUCACAGGAGCCACGGUGACCACUUUAGGCUCCUAUGAGGUAUCUGAUGGUUGUGAGAGGAAGAAAGGCCAACGCUGGUCCUUGGAACGUCGAGGGAUGCAAGCUAUGGAGGGGGAAGUGUUACUCCCAGCUCUCUACGAGGAGGAAGAGGAGGAGGAAGAGGUAGAAGAGGAGGUGGAAGAAGAGGAAGAACAAGUGCAGAAAGGCGGCAGCCUGGGCUCCCUGUCGGUCAGCAAGCACCGGGGCCUGAGCCUCACGGAGACGGAGCUGGAGGAGCUGAGAGCGCAGGUGCUGCAGCUGGUGGCCGAGCUGGAGGAGACGCGGGAACUGGUGGGGCAGCAUGAGGACGACUCCCUGGAGCUGCAGGGGCUUCUGGAGGAUGAGCGGCUGGCCAGUGCACAGCAGGCAGAGGUGUUCACCAAGCAGAUCCAGCAGCUCCAAGGUGAGCUGCAGUCUCUUCGGGAGGAGAUUUCCCUGUUGGAGCAUGAGAAAGAAAUUGAACUUAAAGAAAUAAAACAGGAGUUGCACUUGGCCCAUUCGGAGAUCCGGACUCUGCAGCAGGCAGCGGAGGAUUCUGCCACUGAACAUGAGAGCGACAUAGCAUCCCUGCAGGAGGAUCUGUUACGGAUGCAGACAGAACUUGAUGACAUGGAGCGCAUCCGGGGGGAGUACGAGCUGGAGAUCGCCUCCCUCCGUGCAGAAAUGGAAAUGAAGAGCUCUGAUCAAUCCAAUAGCGUCUCUCUCUCCAGUAUCUCCGACAUGCAAGACGAACUGGAGCAACUGCGGGAACGCUACCGCUACCUGAACGAGGAGUACCAGGCCCUGCAGGAGAGCAACAGCAGCCUCACAGCCCAGCUUGCAGAUCUGGAGAGUGAGAGAACACGAAGAGCAACUGCAAGGUGGGUGGAUUCCCAAGCACUAAAGAGUAUGACAUCAGCAGAGUCUCAGACUUCGGAAAUGGAUUUCCUAGAGCCUGAUCCUGAGACCCAGUUGUUGCGACAGCAGCUGCUGGGCGCAGAGGAGCAGAUGCACAGCAUGAAGAGCAAGUGUAAGGAACUGUGUUGUGAGCUGGAAGAGCUACAGCAGCAGCGCCGAGCCAGCGAGGAGGAGCAGAGGCGGCUGCAGAGGGAGCUCAAGUGUGCGCAGAAUGAGGUGCUGCGGUUCCAGACGUGUCACAGCGUCACCCAGAACGAGGAGCUGAAGACGAAGCUCCGUGCCCUGCAGGAAAAGUACGAUGCUAGCCAGGACGAGCAGAGUGAGCUCCUGAAGGUACAGCUGCAGCUCCAGACCGAGCUCCGGCAGCUCAAAGUCAAGAAACCCGCAGCCACAGACGGCCACAGCGAUAAGGAGUUACUGUGCCGGCUCCAGAGGCUGCAGCUCCGGUACCAGAACGUCGUGUGUGAGAAGGAGAGGCUGCUGGAAGUUCAGCAGCAGCUGCAGGAUGAUCUGCAGUGCCACGAGGCGGAGGUGCAGCGCCUCAGGGACGUCGAGGCCUCCUUCCAGGAGAGCAGUGAGAAGAAUGAAGAGCUGCACGCCCAGCUUCAGGAGCUGCAGCGGAUGUACCAGGCCAGCAAGGAGGAGCAGGAGCGGCAGAAGCACAUGUACGGUCAGCUCGAGCAGGACUUCUUGCUCUGCCAGCUGGAGCUGACACAGCUGAAGAGCACCCAGAGCCUCCCAGGGGACAGGGGGAAGUGCGCCACGAAGUGUGAUGAACUGCUCUCCAGACUGACAGAAUUGCAGGAGAAGUACCAGGCCAGCCAGCAGGAGAUGGGGCAGCUGCAGAUGGAGCAGUGUGAGCUCCUGGAGGAUCAGAGGAGGAUGCAGGAGGAGCAGGGCCAGCUGCAAGAAGAGCUGCACAGGCUCACCUUCCCCCUCCCCAAAUGCGGUCUCAUCCGUAAGAGUCAGGAUCUGCUUACAAAGUUGCAAGACCUAUGUGAACUGCAGCUGCUCUACCAAGGCUUGCACAAUGACCAGAAAAAACUGCUAGAGAGUCAAGGAGCCUUAUUGAAAGAACAAGUAGAGCUGCAUGAAGAUCUGCGACUCUACAGAGAGUCUCACUUCCGGGCAGUGUUGGAGACUCCCAAGAAUUCCAAAUCGCCUAAGUCCUCAAAAUUCGAUCAUAGCAAGUCCAAGGAGCUCAUUGAAAAGAUGCAGGGCCUGCAGACGCUGUACCAGGCCGGGGAGGCCCAGCAGGAGCUGCUGCAGCAGGAGCAGGGGCGGCUCCUGGAGGAGUGCCAGCGGCUGCAGGCAGAUUUGCAGCUCUGCCUGGAAGAAAUGCAGCUGCUCCAAGUCCAGUCCCUGACCAUCAAAAUGAGCCUCGAGUUCUAUAAGAAGAACAACGGCAGCAUGCCUCCCAGCAGGGAGAGCUAUCACAGGAGUUACGGUAGCUCCACAGAUGACACCGAGAGCUAUCACAAGAGUUACGGUAGCACCCUGACCAGCACUGAGAGCUUUCUCAAGAGCUAUGAGAGUAGCACCAAUGGCAGCGAGAUCGCCAACAAGAGUCACCACACCAACAGCAGCAGCGUCACCUUCAAGAAGAGUUACGGCAGCACUAGUAGCAGUGACAGCAAUCACAAGAGUUACGUCAGCAGCACUGACGACACUGCUGAGGUGGAAGAUAUAGAGAACUUUGAGGAGGUGGUUGCCCAGGUGUUGAUCAAGCUGCAGGCCAUGCAGGCCAUGUACCAGGUCAGCCAGGAGGAGCACAGCCUCCUGCAGGAGGAGAUGAAAAAGUUGCUAGAGAAGCAGAAAGAGCUAACGGAAGAGCUGGAUGCCUGUGAGAAGGAAUUCAAGGAGUGCGUGGAAUGCCUGGAGAAGCCCGCUACCCCCCAAAACGACAAGAAUGAGAUCAAAGAGCUGCAGGCCAAGCUGCGGGAGCUGCAGCUGCAGUACCAGGCUAGCAUGGACGAGCAGGGGCGGCUCCUGGCUGUUCAGGAGCAGCUGGAGGGGCAGCUGCAGUGCUGUCAGGAAGAGCUUCGCCAGCUCAAGGAGAAGAGGUCCUCUGUUUCCAAAGACAUCAAGGGAAAGAAUAGCAGUAAGAACAUGAACAAGAAUGCCAACGGAGUUAAAAAUAAAAAGCUGAGUCUGGAAAAGAGUGAGGGCAGCUUUGAGAGCAGAAAAAAAAGUCUGGAGGUGCUGCUGUACUACAAGGCCAGCCAGACGGAAUUAGAUGAGCUAGCAAGAGCGCAGGAAAAGAAAGAGGAGGAGGAGAAGGAAAAGGAAGAAUACGAGGAGGACAAGAAAGAGGAAACAAAGGAAGAGUCCUUGGAUGAACCACCUGAGCCAUUGGAUCUUACAGAAACUGAGUCAGCAGAAGAUCUGGAAGAAUAUGAAGAGUUCCACGACCUGGAGAAUAAGGAAGAUGAGGACUGUGACGACCCUUGCCCUGAAACUUCAGAGGAAAACCCCCUCAAACUUUCUGAGAGCAAAAAGCCAUCCCCUGCCCCCGACCCCCCCAUCUUCUCCUUGCCUCUUGUAGGCCUGGUGGUCAUAUCGGCUUUGCUCUGGUGCUGGUGGGCCGAGACGUCGUCCUAA